Messenger RNA from Selaginella moellendorffii, 2619 nucleotides. RefSeq lists its product as uncharacterized. The transcript has 4 exons. Lineage: Eukaryota; Viridiplantae; Streptophyta; Lycopodiopsida; Selaginellales; Selaginellaceae. The record is from RefSeq and is a predicted model, not a curated record. The coding region runs from base 34 to 2346 and encodes 770 amino acids.
UGUGAGGCGCUCUGGUGAGGCAAUCUGGUCGAAAUGGCAGCUCAAGAAGAGGAUGCGACUCGCCUGAGAUUGCUCCUCGAGUCGUCCUCGAGCUCUCUUGGCGACAUCGCCGCCGCCUGUCAUGCGGUGGAAUCCGUCUCCAGGCACUUGCCAAGAUCGUUCUUUUGCGUUUGCUUCCCGCUCCUCCUGCGCAGAUUGUUUGGAUUCAAGGACUUCCAGGCAGGGGCAGUGACUUCCUCGGAGGGAUGGCUCUCGGUCGUCUCGCAGGCGGGCUGUGAAUCGGCCGCGACGGUAGUAAUCGCUCUCCUAGCGCCCGGGAGCUCGCUCUUCAAAUCCCUCCUCGCCUCGGACAGCGAGAGCGUCGUGAGGUAUGUGUUUCCAUUCGAGCGCCUCCCGGAAUGGGUCCGCCGCCUCUUGGCGGUGGAGGGCGGCGGCCCAGUGCUGGAGCACGUCUCGAUUCUCUUCCGGAAGAGGCUCAAGGAGGACAUCACUGGGUCGAUCCAGAUCGAGCUAGACAUCUUCCAGUAUUACAUCUUCUGGUUUGCCUACUACGCGGUUUGCAAGGAGUCUCCAGCCGCCAAGACUUCCAAGACUGGGCUCUCUCGAUCAUCCCAGCUGCGCAGCCAGAUCGAGAGCUGGGCUUCUUCCAUCCCGGGGCUCCAUCACUCUCACCAGGGAAGCUUGGUCUCGCCGCUUCAUCCAUACUUGCAGCUCCUCCAGCUCUAUCUUUCACACUUUGUUGGUCCAGCGAUGAUCCGGAAAGACAAGCAAGUGAUCUCACUAUGGGAAGACUACGUCAUCUCGCACGCCGACAUACUCGUCCGGACUUUGAUCGAUUUUUGGCUCAUUGACGACGAUCCUUGUCCGUUCUCGCUCGCGGUGUGCCAGUCUUUGCAGCUCCACACUUUGCCGCCACCUUCGUCUUACGUGCCGCCAGGAAGAGAUCUCAUCGAUGCCGUGAAGCUGCUCAUCAACUAUUUCAGUGCUCUUCUCCAAACGCAGAUUGGUCACCACGAGCAGUUCUUUGCUUCGCCAGAGUCACCGGCUGGAUUCAGGAGGAAAGCUUCGCUUCUGUCGGAUUUGCGAGCAAGUUCCGCGCUGAAUGCCAGUCCGUAUCUGCAGUCGCUGCAAAGGCCGCUCUAUCGGUUCUUUCUCCGGGCGUUUUGUUUGUGGCCGGUUGGGACGUCCCUGACCAAGGUGCUGCCGAUGGUCGACCUGUGGCUGCACUACUUGGAACCAUGGACGGCGAUUCUUCUCGUCCCAAAGGACAGCAGCGUUCAGCCUGGCUCCAGAGUUGUUCUUGACGAGUCGAAGCGCUUCUACUCGGCAUACUGGCAGGAAUACGUUCUCUCCAACUAUGGUUUCUACACGUCGCUGGUUUCGCACUUCCUGGAUUUCGCUUUGAAGUUUCUACACGUCGACAUGGAGCUGGUCGUCCAGGCAACAUGCAAGGUUCUCGGUGUUUUGGCCAAGUCAGAUGAUCUGUUAGAUCUUCUGCGGAGGGUUAAUGCCGCGUACACGGAAAGCUUUCUCGGGAGGCAUCACUAUACGAGUAAUCCUUUUGUUGACAGAGUCCCAAUCAUCAUGGAACAGCUACAGGAUUGGGAAGAGGGGAUGACAAAUUCAGAGAAGGAGCAUGGCGAGAUCUUGCACUCGAGCAUGCAGACCAGUGCCCCCCAGCUGCAUUUAUUUGGUGUGGGAGAAUACGGAGGCCAUUAUGUCUUACAGAGCAUCAUCUUGCUGGCGGAAGCGGAAAACCGAGCUUGCAACACCGACAAGCUGCCAGUAUCUCCCAAGACCUUGAGAAAUCUGAAGGAGCUAGUCCUGAAAGUUUUUGAGCGGGAGGUUUUGGGAAGGCAGCAGCCGCUGAGGUCGGACUCUGGCUCUCCACUCCCCGAGAUGGUGAUCCCGGAGACAAAUCACUCGGAGGAGACCCCGGAGAGAAGUCCUGGACUCCAGAGGCACAGCGUGGCGGAGGUGAAGUACAAAGGCGAUUGGAUGAGACGUCCGAUAGAAAGCCAGGAGAUCGGGUGGCUUGUCCGGCUGCUGGUGGAGGUCUCGGACAAGCUAAACGGUUGCCUGGGAUUUACCGGAGGCAGGGAAUUGAUCGAAGAACAGGGGUGCUCAUCACACUCGCAGGUGCUCGACGCUGUUUUUCCCGAAGUCCUCAAGCCAGUGGCGAGAGCUCUACUCGCAGCUUUCCUCUUCGUGGUGAAGGAGUUGCGGAAGCGGGGAUUUAGAAUAAAUUUGCGGCCACUAGCGAGCAAGCAGGCGAUCAGUUCCGGGGCUCUAGCGCUCUUCUUCUACUGGCUGGUCAAGAAGAUCGCGGGGUAUUUCUUCAAAUAAUAGCCGUUGGAUGGAUGGGAUCGACGGCUAAGGCGCUAGGGUUCUUUACGACGCUUGAGGCAUAUUCCAUUGGCGGGUUUUUCAAAUAAGUCCAACACGUGGCUUAUCCGAGUGCUACGUGGCAAGGCCGUCAUAACGUUGUGGCUUCCAAGGACGUGGCGUUUAGGGUUUAUAGCACAAGAAGAGGCGGCAGGAAGCAUCCAGGCAGGUUGAGGGAUAUCACUUUGGAGUUUUUGGUCACUGUGGAUUGAAAAUGGAAGAGUUUUCAUCGUC